AUGGAGGUGGAGCGUCUUUCCGUCGGUCGCCCUUCCCCGUGUUUUCUUCUUUUCUUCCUUGGAUUCCUCUGCCUUCCGCUGUGGGUUGCCCCUGCUGCGUCCUGGCCCUUUCCGGCACGCGCGGCAAGUCCCCAGGCAGAUGCAUCCUCGUCACAGGCGUCUCCUCGCGACGGCACCCCUAUGCCUCUUGCUUCCUCGGCCUCUGUUUCACCUCCGCAUGCAGCCUCUCCUUCCGGCCCGCGGUCACGGCCAUUGCCCAGUUCUGCGUCUGAAAGCCUCUCUCGGCCUCCCGCCGUGGCGCCCACCCCUGCCACGGGUGUUGAGCAGUCGCCUUCAGAGUCUCCUCUGUCUCCGUCGUCCCCUCGAUUAGGCGAUUCGUCCCAAACGCCUGGCCCGUCUUCGGUGUCCCCCCCCGAGGAGGCUCCUCCGCCUUCGCUGCGUGGCGCCCCUGCUCGGCCGUUACUCGCCGGGACUCCAGCGGAACUCUUGAAGGCUAGGUUAACGAAUCGGGUGGUCGAACGCUUGUCUCAGAAGGCCAACCGCGUUUCGUUCAAGGUCUUAGACAAGGCACAAAUCGGACCCGCGGCUCCGUACGUGCUUCUCGGUCACAUCCUUGCCGGCUACAACGCGGUUUUUCCCCACCGGAAGUUUCUCUUCCCCUCGCUAAAUCCUCUGGAUAUGGCCGUCGAAUUCCUCCCUCAGUUCGUCCGGAAAGAGUUCUGGACCAACCGGGAGGAAGACCCGUUCCACGCAGCCGACGUCACGCACAAACUGGUUGAAUGGACGCACCCGCCGUUACUGUCCUCUCAGAAUUUCGUUGUGGCGUUCAAUUCGCAGGAAAUCGGAGAAUUCACGCAAACCGAGCACGGCCUCUAUUUGCAGAAACUCGCUGACCAGUUCGUCUCCAUGCUGGCGCCGGAGUCACUCGACAUAUCGGAGGCCGAAGUACGGCAGUUCAAACACCCCCUGGCGCGACAACUGUUCAUUGUGCAGCGCCUUCGGGAACAGAUCCGCCCUCGACUGUCCAAAGGUCUGGGGUCAAAGUUUUUCCAGAGCGCGGUUUCUGCUGACGCCAAGGGCAGUGAAGCGACACAUGACAAAACGCGCAGCCUCGCGGCGACACUCGCGAGUGCAUUCUGGAGAAAGGUCGAGUGGAGGGACGCGGGAAAUUCAGAAGGCGAGCGAGGCUGGGAUUCCGACGUGGACGGAAGUGGUGUGUCGCAGCCUCGGCUCGGAUCUCCAACGCAGGAUCCUGAUGUGAUCCUCGAACACGUAGCUGCCUUCAGUGUGCUCCAGCGUCUUCGGUACCCUGGCGCAAAGGGGCUGCUGCCCGGCGGCAGAUCCCUGGAAGGGUUGAUCGAGGGGGUUCCCGAAGACGAGUUGGAGAUGACGGCAGAGGCGGCCAAGAAGCGCAGAGCGGCCGAGCGCGAGAAGCGCUUCCGGUCCAUAUGCCGCGCGCAACUUUUCCUUCUCGCAGUUACACUGGUCAUCGCCGUCUGGUCACACGGCCCGUUCCGGAGCAAGGCGAGUGCGCACGCCCGGAAAAAGAGAAGAAGGCGAGUCCGAAGAAAAGGCCGUAGAAAAGGACCAAGAAGGCGGGGAGCGCGGCGCGGUAGGAAGAGGCGAAGAAGACAGGAGAACCGAGCCAGCGCCGUGGAAAAGGAAGCAGAGGCGACGGGCGACACGACUGAGAGAGAACCUCGCAGUUCAACUCGACUGAGGGAAGACACGCGAAGCCACACCGUCGGGUCCGGUGCGCGAAGCGUGCACAGGGACGAGUCAAGAGGUCCAGGUGAAACAGAAAUUGAAAAUGAAGCAACCGCAGCGGAACACUCGAAAGCGAAUGGGUGA
Molecule: messenger RNA, 1851 nt
Organism: Neospora caninum
Lineage: Eukaryota; Apicomplexa; Conoidasida; Eucoccidiorida; Sarcocystidae
Exons: 1
Coding region: 1-1851 (616 amino acids)
Source: RefSeq, a predicted model, not a curated record